This is a messenger RNA of Drosophila persimilis, 1927 nucleotides long. RefSeq lists its product as uncharacterized. The record is from RefSeq and is a predicted model, not a curated record. The coding region runs from base 64 to 1914 and encodes 616 amino acids. NCBI's taxonomy places the organism in Eukaryota, Metazoa, Arthropoda, Insecta, Diptera, Drosophilidae. The transcript is spliced from 2 exons.
CCACUUGGCACACUCUUCAGCCUCGUGGCAAGUGCUGGUGCCGCCCCGGAGGCACAGCCUCCGAUGCCCAAGUACUACGUGGACAGUCCGCUGUGCCAGAUGCCCUACGUGGAUCCCUUCAGUCGCGACGUGAUGGCGAUUUACACCAAGGACAAGGAAAAGGCCUGCCACAACGACAGCGAGCUGGUGACAGCCGAGUACGAUCCGAGGCUGGAGCAGUACCGGGUGCACACGCGGGGCGAUUUGGCCAGCAAGAUGGCCAAGGAGAAUGUGACGCUGGAGUGUGGCUAUCAGAAGAUCUACAGGGACGAGAAUGCAACGGAACCCGACAAUACAUACAAAAUGUCAAAGAUGAUGCCCCUGCCCGAUGAUCUGUUGCUGCCCAAGGACGUGGAGUACAUAGCCACGCGCUGCCUGCUCAACAGCAAAAACCACAAGUCGAAAAUCACCCAAAAGGACGCCCUGACCUUCGUCCAGGAUCAUUUGAGCUACGCGGACCUGGUGCGCGCCUUCCGCCUGCUCCACGACGAGGAGGAGCCCAAGCCGCAUGUCAUCAUCCUGGGCAUUGACUCCACCUCGCGCAUCAACCUGCGUCGCACCAUGCCGCAGGUCCUGCGCUUUCUCCGGGAAGUUCCCGGCUGGUUCGAGAUGGAGGGCUACAACAAGGUGGGCGACAACACGCUGCCCAACCUGCUGGCCCUUCUCACGGGCGACAACCACGUGGAGGGCCUCGAGGGGGAAAAGUUCAAGGUCAAGGGCUACAUCGACAGCUUGAACUACAUCUGGCAGCGGUUCAAGGAGGCGGGCUACACCACCGCCUACGCGGAGGACUGCGAGUCCUUGAGCACGUUCAACUAUGAGAAGCCGGGAUUCAUCAGAAAACCGGUCGACCACUACCUCCGUCCGUUCGUGAGGGCCAUCGAGAAGACCCUCAGGCUGGAGCGUCGACACGGCAUCGUCUUCUGUGUGGGGCGCCACAUGAGCUCCGGCUACGUGUGGGACUUUGCCGUUCAGUUCGUAGAGCGCUUCCUCCAAAGGUCGCCCAUGUUCGGGCUCUUCUGGAGCAACAGCUUCACGCACAACAGCUUCAUUGGCGCCGCUGCCAUGGACCAUCUGCUGAGGGAGUAUCUGCAGCUGUUCCAGAAGCUGGGGCUCUUCAAGCGCUCGAUUGUGCUGCUGGUGAGCGAUCAUGGCUAUCGCUUCGGCGAUAUUCGAACGCGCACCAGCUCCGGCUACCUGGAGGAGCGUCUGCCCAUGCUGUGGCUGUACGCGCCGCCCUGGUUCCACCAGAAGUAUCCCCACUACGUGGCGAAUCUCCGGAAGAAUCGCAACCGCCUCUCGUCCAACUACGACCUGCACAUGACCCUGCAGCAUCUGUUGCAGCUAAACACCGCCUCGCCGGAGGCUUUCGACCCCAGACUCAAGGCCAAAAAGUGUCCCAGCUGCCAGUCGUUGUUCUUCGAGCUCCCCGAGAACCGCAGCUGCUCGGAUGCGGGAAUCACCGAGAAAUGGUGCACCUGCCACCCCGCCACAACGGUCACGAACCGCACCCACUACGAGGCAGUGGCGCGCGCUGUGGUGCAGCAGAUGAACGAGCAUCUGGUGGCCAGGAAACUCACCAAUUUCUGCGAGAACUUCAAGCUGAAAGAGGUCAAGGUAAUGGAUCGCAAGCAGAUCCUGGGCGAAAAGACCGCAGACGCCGCAGAAGAAUUCUACAUCCUGAACUUCUCGACAGUUCCCAAGAAGCCGCAGUUCGAGGCCACCAUCCAGUGGAAUCCACAGAACAACACUCUCACAAUGAACGUCGACGAGCUCAGUCGCAAGAACUCGUACAAGGACACGGCCAAGUGCACGGACGAUCCCAUUGUGAAAAAGUAUUGCAUUUGCAAAAAAGGCGCCAAGAAACAUAAAUGAAGCAUCGAUUGUA